Osmerus eperlanus (European smelt) is the source of this 4165-nucleotide messenger RNA. RefSeq names its product UPF0606 protein KIAA1549-like. The record is from RefSeq and is a predicted model, not a curated record. NCBI's taxonomy places the organism in Eukaryota, Metazoa, Chordata, Actinopteri, Osmeriformes, Osmeridae. The transcript is spliced from 14 exons. Bases 169 to 4029 code for a protein of 1286 amino acids.
ACCACUACCACCGCACUUCUGCCCUUACUGGGAGAUGCUGGGGUCUCCCAGGAUCGCCUUUCCCCCUCUCAAGACUCUGAAGAAGUGUCAUCUUGGGACCCCCUCCCCAUCAGGCCUGUGCCUCUCUCCUCUCCCCCUCUACACCCCUCACAGGCAGCCGAGGGGUCCAUGCAACCAUUGGAAGGCCUUGCUAGACUGGCCAGGGAUGUGAAUCUGACUGGCUAUGGGUCCAACUCCACCCUGCCUCCCUCCACUACAAACCGUAUUCCUGCCCCAGAUCAGCAGCUUCUACACGCAAAGUUCAGCAACUCCUCCACUCCCACCCAGAGUCUUUCCACCAACGUUGGGACCUUAUCUCCACACCGUCCUGUCCCACUCUCUGACCAGAGCACUGCCGACCGACCACCCAGCAACCAGCACGACCAAUCAGAUCAUGUCAGUCCGCUUGCACCCCCCAGCUUACCCACUGACGAGUCCAGCUCAGUCUAUCUGGAUCCCAGGCCCUCCAUGGAGCCAUCCAGCAGACUACUUGACCUUACCCAGCCGAGCCCCAGCAGGGAGUCCAUGAUGCAGCAGGACUCUGCCCAGGGCACCCACCUGCUGCUGGAGCGCCCUGUCAUGAGGCUGGACCCCAGCUUCCUGCCUCUACUCAACCCCCAAACCAUCUCUUCCACCUCCUUGGUUGAGCCCACCCUGGUCCCCCCGGAUGACUUUUUCCCCACCAACACCAUGGAGGUAGACUGGGGGUCCGGGGAUUACCCGGAACCAAUGUCCUUACUGCCUGGAGACCAUGACAGUGAUAGCUACACCAUGGUGACAACCCUGCCCUCAGACAUGUUUGACUUGGAUGACUCUGAAGACACAGAGAGCUACGACACCUCUUUCCCUUCCAGGGUGGGCGUGUCCCCGUCCUCCAGGCACCACCUGUUUAUUUUCCCCAGUCUGACCACAGCCUACAGCUCCAGCGUGAGGAGUACCCCUCCUACCGCCCUCCAUCCCCUGUCGUCCUCCAUCCCUUCAUCCCCCCAACCCUCCCCCACAUCCAGUCAGCCCAGGCUGGAGCUCACGGCAAACCCCCAGAGCGAGGAAAGCUCAGGUGUCGACUGGUCGGACGCCUUCACCAUCGAACCCACAGACGUGCUCCUGCCGGACAUGAACAGUCAGGAGUACGUCACCACCCAGAUGACCAAGGACAACUCCAGCUCAGCUGAACACAGGGGCAACGUGACCACGUCCAAGGUCUUCUCCAUCAGUUCCACUCCUAUUAUGGCCACCAGCACCUUACCCGUGGACCCCAGCCAUCUGCCGACGGCGUCCUAUGAGGGAACAGCAGAAGGAGCCGAUAACUACACCUGGGUCGAGGAAGGGCCAUCCAGUGACCCCACAGGGUUCGAGCCUUAUGACACCACCGCAACAGACCCCCCAGGGGUCACAGUGACGCCCCGGUCGGGGAACGUUUCCGUGGUGCUUCUGGAACCUUCUGUAGCUCCGACCCCCUCGGUGAAUCACUCCAUCUGGGAUGAGGGGGUGCCCUCGGGUGAUUGGUCUAGCCUCGUGACCCCAACUCCGUCGGUGGACCAGGAAAUCAGCUCGCUCGUACAGUCUGUUGUGCCCAGUGUUACGCAGCCCUCUGACGAUGUCACAUCCUCUUCCUCUCUGACAGACAUCCUGUGGUAUGUCUCUUCAACCGUGUCAGAGACUAUCAUGCCCACCUCCACUCCUGCCCUGUCCUCCUCUAUGGCAUUCAGUCCAUCCUCUAUAGACAUGUUCCAAAACAUCACCUCAGCACCCACCGAGCUAUCCCACAACACCACGUCCAUGCCCCCGGUGACAGCUGUCAUGGCCGACCAGGGCAUGACAACAUCCGAUGGCCUUGUCACAGCUUGGACCAACGACAGCCUGACUACUUUUAACCUAACCACGGCUACCACCUCAUCUCCUGUGCCUACCACUGAGGCUGCUACUACUGUUGCUAUGACUACUAAGACGAGCACGACCGUCACCGAGGCCUCGAGCCCCCCGACCUCCACCGCCAAGACCACGCCCCCACGGCCGUACCUCUGUGAGGUCACCAAGCCGGAGUACCUCGUCAGGGUUGGCUUUCCAUCUGGGGCCACAGUGGGCCAUGCCAAACUGCAGGUGAGAGAUAUCCUGAAGAGCCAGUUCAACAGAUCCCUGGAGCUGCAGGUGGUCCAACCCCCUCCCAGGUUUGUGUUCCGGGCGGUGUCAGGCCCAGUCGUCUACUCAGCGAUAUCUGUCAUCAACGCUCUGCGCCAGUCUGGCCGCCACUUCCUCUCCCUUGCACCCAAUUGGACCAUACCAGACCGCCAGUACCAGGUCCACUCUGUGUUGCAGUUUGUGCCCAGCCACAUAGACGUGCGUGUGUGCAACUUCAGCCAGCGCAUCGAGAAAGGCCUGACCAUGGCCUACGCCAAGGUCCGCCGCCUCGCACAGGAGUCCACCAACUUCACCGUGCAGGUGGUGAACAUCACGCUGGGCCCGAGCCCUCUCUCUCAGGCCCGUCAGCAGAGGGAGCAGGUGGACAUCACCUUCGCCGUGAGCGACACCCAUGGCUACGUGCAAGGGUCGGAGGUCAGCAACCUCCUCCGGAAGCUCAACAUGGUGGAGUUCAGCUACUACCUGGGCUUCCCAGUGCUGCAGAUAGCAGAGCCUGUCCACUACCCAGAGUUGAACACCACCCUUCUGCUUCGCUCCUCCUGGGUUAGAACAGUGCUCCUGGGUGUGCUGGAGCAGGGUGCGGAGGAGAGGGCCUUCCAGGUGAAGAUGGAGCGUCGCCUGGCCCAGAUACUGGAGGAGGUGCUGGGGUCCGCCAGGCGCACAAGAAGAGCCACCAGCGGAGGAAACAACAGUGUCCAGAUGGUGCGGACAGCCAGGCUGGUGGGUCCAGACCAACCUCUAGAGAUGGUCUACUUUGUGGAGGGUCCCAGCGGAGAGAGGCUGCCUGCUGUCACCACGGCAACCAUGCUGAACAGCCUGGACGUCCAGAGGGCAGCCAUCGUCCUGGGUUACCGUGUGCAGGGCAUCCUGGCACAACCUGUGGAUAAAGUGUCCUCCCCUCCCUCGGACAACGAGAACACCAACCUGUGGAUCGUCAUCGGCGUGGUGGUGCCUCUCAUCGUGGUCACCGUCAUCAUCUCCAUCCUCUACUGGAAGCUCUGCCGCACAGACAAGCUGGAGUUCCAGCCGGACGCCAUGACCAGUGUCCAGCAGAGACAGAAGCAGCUGCAGACGCCCAGCGUGAAGGGCUUCGACUUCGCCAAGCUCCACCUGGGCCAGCACAGCAAGGACGACCUCAGGGUGAUCCAGGAGCCCGGCCCCCCGCCCCCGCCCCUCCCCUCCAAGGAGGCCGCCACCCCCGAGGGCGGCGAAGUCCCCGCCCCCGGGUCCAAGAACUCCUCCUCCUUCCAAGCCAAGGUGUCCCUCAGCGCCCGCAGACGAGGGAGGAUCUCCCCGUCGGACGGUGACUCUGUGGUAAGCGAGCGCUCCAGUGAGAGGGAGUUGACCGAAGACAACCUGAGAGGCGUGGCCUCGCCCAGCGACAGCAAACACACCCGCAGGGUCCCCAUCAAUGUUUUAAAUGGUGAGUGGCCAUGGCAACACACUGCAAACGAGCAGCUCUCCUCAGCGUCCAUCUUUGAACAUGUAGACCGGAUGUCCCGCCCCCCCGACGGCACCCGGAGGCCGACCAACAAGAUCCAGCUCAUCGCCAUGCAGCCCAUGCCCCUCCCGCCCCUCCAGGGCCCCAUGACCAAUGGCAAAGUGCCGGACCGCAACGUCAUGAACAAGGAGAUCCAGGUGGCGUUGAGGCACAAGUCAGAGAUAGAACACCACCGUAAUAAGAUCCGCCUGCGGGCCAAGAGGAAGGGCCACUAUGACUUCCCGUCAUGGAGGACAUGGUGGGCGGGCCCGACCCGACCAGGACCGCCUCUACCACAAGGCCCAGCAGCAGAUCGACAAGAUCCUGGACCCAGACAUACACAUCCCCUCGUUCUUCACCGAGCACAGUAAAAGUGGGCGGGGGAAACGCUCUCCCAAGCAGAGGAAGAAGCUGAACGGGGGCCUCUCGGACGCAGACAAGGACCGCCUCAUCUCCAACGACAGCGACGGAACCUACCGGAAAUACCCUGGAGUCAGCAAUGUAGCC